GGGCGUGCGCCGUGCGGCCGGGCCGGGCCAUGACGGGCGAGGCCGUGCGGGAGCUGCUGCAGCGGCUGCGGGAGCUGCAGAGCGAGCGGGUCGAGACGUACCGGCUCUUCGAGGAGGGCCACCGGGCGUACCUGAGCAGUGCCCCCCACUAUGACUUCCCGCGGUACCGGCAGCUGGUGCACGAGGUCACCGUGGCCUUCAGUGGCAUCUCCCGGGAGGUGCUGGACAUCGCCGGGCGCCUGCGGGACGAGCUCGGCCGCCCCGACCUGGCGCAGCACCUGGCCCGUCUCCAGGACAGGGAGCAGGAGAAGCUGCAGCUGACGGCACAGCUGCAGCUGGCCCGGCAGCAGGCUCAGGACCAGCCCGAGGUGGACGCCCAUCAGCAGGAGGUGCAGGAGCUCAAGCACAAGCUAAUUAAAACCAUUGAGGCAAUCAGCGAAAUUCUCCAGGACCUUAAGUACGAUUCGGAAGAAGUUGAGUGAUGGGUGUCCCCGUGGGAACGGCUGGAGGGGCCGGGCUGGUGGAACGGGGGCCCCGCUCAUCCCCCACCCGCUCCCGGUGCACCUUGGCAAGGUGGGCAUUGUCCUCUGGGCCCCUUUUCUGGACAACCGGCUGGAAGGGGUGGAGAAGCUCCCUCUGGGACAAGAGGGGUCCCCCUAAAUCCUGAGUACCCCUCAGCAGAGGGGUCCGGCGUGGGGCUGGUUCCCCUCCCCUCCAAAGGCAAACCACACCGUGCAGUGCCAAGGGGCUGCCGUGCUGGGCCUCCAUCGAGCUGGGCACUGUCCCUGCUGCCAGCUGGAGUCCCAUGGGCAGCAGCCCCCCUAAACCACACCUGGGAGACCGGCUGUGCCCCCAGCCCCACUGCAGCUCCACGAGCUCUUUUUCUAUGGUCACCCCAAAUAAACCUGUCCCCAC
This is a messenger RNA of Pyrgilauda ruficollis (rufous-necked snowfinch), 915 nucleotides long. It is a transcript of the gene REX1BD, whose product is annotated as required for excision 1-B domain containing. The coding region runs from base 30 to 482 and encodes 150 amino acids. Lineage: Eukaryota; Metazoa; Chordata; Aves; Passeriformes; Passeridae. The transcript has 5 exons. The record is from RefSeq and is a predicted model, not a curated record.